This is a messenger RNA of Emiliania huxleyi CCMP1516, 420 nucleotides long. RefSeq lists its product as hypothetical. Gene Ontology annotation, molecular function: double-stranded RNA binding; protein kinase binding; protein kinase inhibitor activity. Gene Ontology annotation, cellular component: nucleolus. The record is from RefSeq and is a predicted model, not a curated record. Lineage: Eukaryota; Haptophyta; Isochrysidales; Noelaerhabdaceae. The coding region runs from base 1 to 420 and encodes 139 amino acids. Gene Ontology annotation, biological process: negative regulation of protein kinase activity. The transcript has 2 exons.
AUGGCAUCCUCGGUUGUGAGCGGGCGGCAGCUGGGGAAGUGGGAGAAGGAGCGGGAGGAUGCGAACCGCACCGAGAUCCCGAUGCCCAAAGCCGCACGCGACUCGUUCAACUCGAUGCAGCCCAACUUCAACGCGCUCGCAAAGUUUGAGAAGAAGCUCGACCGCUUCACGCAGCGGAUGGAGGACAAGGACAGCGGGGUCAAGACGGAGGCGAUCGUCAACGUGAUGAGCUCGACGGCCGGCGCCGGCUCGGGCGACUUCCACACCUACCGCGGCUUCCGCAAGAAGGAGAAUGCGCGCUUGAAGCUCGCCCACCUACUGCCCCUGAGAGUUGGUUACAAGCCCGCGAGCAAGGCCGGCCAGGUGGGCGCUAAGGCGCCGCCGCCUGCUGCCGCCGCCCCGCCGCCCACCGCGUGGUGA